Cavia porcellus (domestic guinea pig) is the source of this 4829-nucleotide messenger RNA. It is a transcript of the gene Gucy1a1, whose product is annotated as guanylate cyclase 1 soluble subunit alpha 1. Gene Ontology annotation, molecular function: heme binding; guanylate cyclase activity. The coding region runs from base 489 to 2561 and encodes 690 amino acids. NCBI's taxonomy places the organism in Eukaryota, Metazoa, Chordata, Mammalia, Rodentia, Caviidae. Gene Ontology annotation, cellular component: guanylate cyclase complex, soluble. The record is from RefSeq and is a predicted model, not a curated record. The transcript has 10 exons. Gene Ontology annotation, biological process: response to oxygen levels; cGMP biosynthetic process.
CGUGUGAGUACGUGAGUGUGAGUGUGCGCACGCUCCUGUGACCACGAGCGCGCUCGUUCCGAGUCCUCGCGGCGCCCUGGCGCGGUCCGGGGCGUCCUCCUCCCACGCCCCGCUGCCCGCAGCUGCUCCGGCGCCGACGCGGUUCGCAGCGCACGGGCGAGCGGGAGGCUCGCGGCUCAGGGCGGGGAGCCUGGCGUCCUGCACCGGAGCCCCGCGGGCCGGGGAGGCGAGGUUUGUGCUGCUGUUUAAAGUUCACCGCUGACCCACGGGAGUGACGGUCGUCUUCUGGCUUGGCCAAAAGCAAGAAGGUACUAUGCAGAGGGAGCCACUAGGACACCUUCCACAAAUGUUCCUGUCCCUCUGAUCCUGUGCUAAGUUCCUUUGGCCACGCCCACUGUCUCUGGAUUGGCUGCGGCCCUGCCCCCUGGCCUCCCAUCAGGCAAAGCGUCUCCCAAAAGCCUGAGCGGCAGAGGCUGCGUGGUGCCGCCAUGUUCUGCACGAAGCUGAAGGAUCUCAAGUUGGCAGGGGAGUGUCCUUUCUCCUUGCUGGCCCCGGGCCAGGUGCCGCAGGAACCUGCAGAGGAGGUGGCCGGAAGUUCAGAGCCCCGAGAGGCCGUGGCGCCCAUCUGCCAGGAUGUUCCCGAGAAGAACAUGCAGGAAAGUCUUCCUCAAAGAAAGACCAGUCGCAGCCGGGUCUACCUGCACACUUUGGCGGAGAGUAUUUGCAAACUGAUCUUCCCAGAGUUUGAACGGCUGAACCUUGCACUUCAGAGAACACUAGCAAAUUAUAAUAUAAAAGAAAGCAGGAACUUCUUGGAGAAAGAAGACUUUGAGAAAAUAAUUGCAGACCAAGCAAUUGCAGCAGGAGUUCCUGAGGAGACCAUCAAAGAGUCUCUGGGUGAAGAGCUUUUUAAACUGUGCUAUGAAGAAGACGAACACAUCCUUGGCGUGGUCGGAGGCACUCUGAAAGACUUCUUAAACAGCUUCAGCACACUUCUGAAGCAGAGCAGCCACUGCCAGGAAGCAGAGAAGAGGGGCAGGUUGGAAGACGCCUCCAUCCUGUGCCUUGACCAGGAUCACGAUUUCCUGAACGUUUACUACUUCUUCCCCAAGAGGACCACAGCUCUGAUCCUUCCCGGUGUCAUCAAGGCAGCUGCUCGCCAGCUGUAUGAGGCCGAGGUGGAGGUGUCCCCAGUGCCGCCCUGCUUCCACAGAGAUUGCACCGAAUUUGUCAACCAGCCCUACUUGUUAUACUCCAUCCGCGUGAAAAGUGCCAAGCCGUCCCUGUGCCCGGGCAAACCCCAGUCCUCGCUGGUGAUCCCCGUGUCACUCUUCUGCAAGACCUUCCCGUUCCACUUCAUGUUUGACAAGGACCUCACCAUCCUGCAGCUCGGCAAUGGCAUCAAGCGGCUGACCAACAGGCGGGACCUACAGGGGAAGCCUCGCUUUGAGGAGUGCUUUGAAAUUCUGACACCCAAAAUCAGUCAGACCUUCAGUGGGAUCAUGACCAUGCUGAACAUGCAGUUCGUCAUUCGAGUGCGGAGGUGGGACAACUCUGUAAAGAAAUCUUCCAGGGUCAUGGAUCUCAAAGGCCAGAUGAUCUACAUUGUCGAGUCCAGUGCGGUCUUGUUCUUGGGCUCGCCAUGUGUGGACAGAUUAGAAGAUUUCACGGGACGAGGGCUCUAUCUGUCCGACAUCCCCAUUCACAACGCACUGAGGGAUGUGGUGCUGAUCGGGGAGCAAGUUCGCGCGCAGGACGGCCUGAAGAAGAGGCUGGGGAAGCUGAAGGCAACUCUGGAGCAGGCCCACCGUGCCCUGGAGGAGGAGAAAAAGAAGACAGUCGACCUCCUGUGCUCUAUAUUUCCCUGCGAGGUUGCUCAGCAGCUGUGGCAAGGGCAGAUGGUGCAAGCCAAGAAGUUCAGCAAUGUCACCAUGCUUUUCUCGGACAUUGUGGGGUUCACUGCCAUCUGCUCCCAGUGCUCGCCUCUGCAGGUCAUCACCAUGCUCAACGCGCUCUACACGCGCUUUGACCAGCAGUGUGGCGAGCUGGACGUCUACAAGGUGGAGACGAUUGGUGAUGCAUACUGUGUGGCUGGGGGGUUGCACAGAGAAAGUGAUACCCACGCGGUGCAGAUAGCACUCAUGGCACUGAAGAUGAUGGAGCUGUCUGAUGAAGUAAUGUCUCCACAUGGAGAACCCAUCAAGAUGCGAAUUGGACUGCAUUCUGGCUCAGUGUUUGCUGGAGUUGUUGGAGUUAAAAUGCCCCGUUACUGUCUUUUCGGAAACAAUGUGACUCUGGCUAACAAAUUUGAGUCCUGCAGCGUGCCACGGAAAAUCAAUGUCAGUCCAACCACCUACAGACUCCUUAAAGACUGUCCAGGCUUCGUGUUCACCCCUCGAUCCAGGGAGGAGCUUCCACCCAACUUUCCCAGUGAAAUCCCCGGAAUCUGCCACUUUCUGGACGCUUACCACCAGGGAGCAAACUCAAAGCCGUGGUUCCGGAGAACCGAGCCUGAUGACAGCAACGCCAACUUCUUAGGCAAAGCAUCGGGUGUGGAUUAGAGAGCCGUGCUCGCCUGUAGUCUGUGGGGGCUGACUCCUUGGAGGGUGCCUGGGACCUUGGAAAGCACUUUAGGGUGACAGAAGGCUGUGAGCAGCAUUAAAUUUUUGGCGCAGGCUCACAGGCCACUUUCUCCCAGUUAACGUGACAGACUCGUGUUCGCUGCAAUAUCGUUUUGGCUGAGAGAAGCCUCAGACAGUGACAUGGGGCUGACUUCUGUUCUGUAGCAGUCACUUCCUGCCUGCACUCGCUGGGAGCUCUGCAUCUGGUCCACAGUCAGGUUGCGUAGCCAGCUCUGCACAGCGACGGCCGCCUGCAUCUCGUGCCAGAUUGUCAUAGUGUAGUCCUGAUAGCAUGGCUGGAAGAGGCUUCGGGAUAGAAACUGCAGUCCCAGCUCUGCGGCCCUUUCCCUCUCCACUCCACGGCUCGUUUUAGUUCCUCAUUUAACUGUUAGCGUAAGUAGGCUGAGCUGGUUUUUCUUUAUUGCCUCUUUUUGCUUUUGCUUCCUUUGUUUGUAGGAAAUAAGCAGUUAGAGGUUAGGUGCACUAUGAUAUAAAAACUACUUCUGUAAAUGUCAAAGAAUAUUACCAGUUUUUAAAGUUACAAAUAUUCUCUAUAAUACAACAUGUCAUAAAAUAAAUAUAUUUUUUGAGUUGACAUUUAUUGUUUUUUAUUCUCCACAGAGUAAAGCCCAUCUCAAUUGACCUUAGAAGUUUAAUUUCUGUUUCUCAUUUAAAUAUCAUAAUUGUAAAAAUAUUCAAAAUAAAAAAGGCUUGUGGGCUAUGUUUAAAUGCAGUACCGAAUCUAAUUUAGUUUAGCCACAAGUGCAAUGGGAUUAAAGUAUCCACCCAGGAAGCUUACCGUAAACCCUAAAUCAGAACAGUGAAGGCUUCAUAUCUGUGUGCGUGUGCGUGUGUUCACGCACGCACACAUAAUUUUAACAUCUUUAGCAGAUGUUCUCAAUUGCCAUUCUGAGCCAUGUUAAGUUCCUAAGAAGAAAAUCUAAUUCCAGAAGUAAAAAUUAAGACUUUAUCAUUUUUGAUAGCUCCUUUUCCUUAAAUACUUGUGCUGACCGUGGUAACAGGAACCCAGAUUUUGUAUUGCCGAGUAGACUUCUGUGAAUUUUUCCGUUGAAAUAUCUUUGAUGAUAUCUUCUAAAGAGACCACUAGUGGGGUAGAAGUGGGAGAAAUUUCUGAACAUUUUUCUGAAGCUUGAACUUUUCUUAUUCUUUCUUUUCUUGGCAUGCCGGUUCCAUGUGUAGAGCCCAGGGCUUUGCACAAACCAAGCUCUCUGAGACUGAGAUAGGGUCUCAGCCAUGAAACCUCAAUGUGUAUGUUUAAUGUUGAUGUCGCUCUAAAUUCUAAGUAAAAAUGUACUGAGUUUGGCUAGGGAAAUGAUUUUACUUUUAAAGAUCAAAUUUAAAAGCAAGAGAAAGAUGAAUGUUACAGUUUUUAAGUCUGUAUUAGCAAAAGCCUAGAGAUACCGACUGACCUGGAGCUCUGCAAACAUCUCAGGCUAAAGUUUCUUUGUAGUCCCAAGCACACCCCGAUGUCAUCAGGAAUGACAGUCACUACUGAGUGACCUCCAGACUCCCAACAAUGCCACUGCACCCAGUCGCACCCCAAUGUCAUCAAGAAUAACAGUCACUACAAGUGACCUCCAGACUCCCAACAGUGCCAUUGCAGAUACUAAGGUGAUUACUGUUCAGUGAAUGAUACUUAGGUUUAUUAAAGGAUGAGAUGUGUUUCAUUAAACAUUCACCUUGUGAUUGGGGUGUGCCAUAGCCCGGGGAAAAUACAUUUUCAUUCUUACGGUGAUGACAAGUUAAAUGAAUAUUUAUGAGGAAAAUAAAAAUGUAAAUGCUUUUCUAGUGAAGCAAUCUAUUACACGGGAAGUAAUUGGAAAUAUAGGAUAUCAGAGUGCAUACAAUAAAAUGUUGUCUUUAUCAAAUACAUUUUUAAGCAGACCCCAGUUUGGUUGCAGGUGAUGACCUGAGAGUGAGUUAGGGAGAAUUUGGAAGCACCUCACAGGGCUGAGAGCGUGGCCCAUGGGUUGAGCAUCUGCCUCAUACCUGUGCAAGGAUGGGCCCCAGCACUUGCCAAAGCAAGCCGUGUCUUCCAUGGGUGUGCGCUGUGUAAUCACACGCAAACAGAACAAAUGGGAAAUGUGUGUAAUCCGGGCACAAACUGUACAAAGGUCGCUUGUUCUACUCCUGCAUCUUUUCUAUCAUUUUGGCAUUUUAUGUAAAUAAAAAUUAUCCAAGAAAUUA